CGCACCUCUCUUUCGUCUGCCAGCGAUGACCAUUCUAACGACCCAAGCAACGCUAACGACCUCCAGCCUCUUGUCGCAAGCACUGACAAACGGCUUUUUCACGAAAUCUGAUCUUGACGGUGCAUACAUGGAUCCAACCCGCGUGUAGAAGUCGGUAUACACUGCCCUCCCACAUUCAACAAUACUUGCUCUGGAGCUUCUUAUUCCUUCACCUCAACACCAGCGCAACUCGGGCCCAAAGAAGCAAGAGCCCAAGAGCCGAAUCAUCUCUCACACACAUCCAUCUCUCCACGCACCCUUUCCGAUACACCAGCACGAUCCUUGAUCCGCGCAAGGUCAGCAACGACGCCCUUUGACGACCAACCAGGCACCGAUUGUCCAAUCGAAUACCCUUUUACUCUUCAAAGUUCAACGUCGCUACAAUGGGUGUCGUCUUCAGCUGCUUUGCUUCCGUUUUCAUGUACACUGGCGAGCUCCUUGAGCACGCCCUCCUGGCCAUUGGCGAGAUCGGUUCCAUUCUCAUCCGCGGCCUAUUUGCCAUCCUUGUUGGCCUCUGCGACAUCCUUGCCGCUAUCUCGUGCUGCUGCACAGUUCCCUGGUCACAACGACCGGACCGCACCGGCUUUUCGGCGGACACGCUCAGCGCCGAUGUCGGCCGCGGUGGCGUGUUUGCCAGCUUUUGCACGUCACAAGGCCGCGUGCGAAGGCAGGAGCAGAAGCUCGCAAAGAAGAAGGAGCAGGACCUAAAGGCGGGGGCGGCUGCGAACGAGAAGCUUGAGCGCGAGAAGGCCAAGCAGCAGACCAAGAUGCAGGCCAAGGAGAAAAAGCUCGCAGACAAGGCGGAAAAGACGAAAGAGGCGGCGCCGCCCAGCAAGACGGAGAAGUAAAAUUAACACCCGUUUAGCCCACGCCCUUUGCUUCUUCCUGCAUCAUAUCCUGACUCGCAACUUUUCACUUCUGUCCAUAGUUACUCUUACGUAUUUAUCCAUUCCUCCCUCUUCCGUACACUCUAUGAGGGUACAAAAAACGUGGUGUUUCGGCCUGUCCGCCUGCUGCUGGUGUGCAGACCAGGCGUAAUUACCUACUGAGCGAUCACAGAGUGGCGAUGCCCUUGCAACGCCUGAAGGAGCUGAUACGUGA
Messenger RNA from Tilletiaria anomala UBC 951, 1140 nucleotides. RefSeq lists its product as uncharacterized. NCBI's taxonomy places the organism in Eukaryota, Fungi, Basidiomycota, Exobasidiomycetes, Georgefischeriales, Tilletiariaceae. Bases 423 to 887 code for a protein of 154 amino acids. The transcript has 2 exons. The record is from RefSeq and is a predicted model, not a curated record.